AGGAGUGAACACUACCUGAGUAUUGUUGUGCAAAUCUUUAGACAUCGGCCCUAAUUUUUAUUGUUUUCUGUUAUUUGGUGAGUCCAUUUAACGCAUCCAGUUAUAUAUCAGUUUUUGUGGCUGGUAGUUUCCUCCUCUUGGCCCUCUAACCUCUGGAAACUAACCAUGGGGGACUCUUCGGGGGGCGAGGGCCCCCCGACGGUUAGUGCAGCACAAGAAAAUGACAGUUUAUCCAAUGAUUCUCAAAAUCGUCCGUUGAACGCCAUUAUUUGUAACAUUUUGCCACCGGAUUGCAAAAAAACUGCUGAAGAUAUUUCCAGGCUCCAGUAUUUUGAUGUGCCCUCAGGUGAAGAGUUGUCAAAGUUAUCGGCAGAGAUCCAGAUUAUCAAGAAUCAGUUCGAGCAAGACGCUGAAAUCCUGCGGGAAGUUGCCAAAAUCUCCGCAAACAUAAGAAGGACAGUAAAUCGGAAAACAAAAUAUGAAAUCACCGACCAGGGGCCUUUUAUGGUGAUUCUGGAGGGGAUUACAAGUAAGGUGGGGACUCUUCAUCCUAUGAACUUUGGGAAGUUACUUCAAGCGCAGAAAGUUCAAGGUAUAUUGAAAAUUUCUAGAAAAGGAGCCAAUAAAAUCGGUUUGGAGUUUAACACCUCUGAGUCUGCAAAUAAAUUUUUAUCUAAUGAAACAUAUUCGACAGCUGGUGGGUAUAAUAAGUAUAUACCUCAAAGACUAGUCACUUGCCGAGGGUUGGUGAGGGACAUUGGUGACUUAAUUGAUGAGGAUGAUUUUUACUCUGAGGCAGAAGCCAAGGUUAACAUCGGAAGAUCGCUAAAGCGCGUUAAGAUUGUUAAUGUUCGCAGACUAACUAAAAGGGUCAAAUGCCCAGGUGUUCUGCCUGGCACUUUUGGUUUCAAGACAGUUCCAUCUAAUGAUUAUAUAAUAACAUUUGACGGUAAAACUCUCCCAGAAUCAAUCAGUAUCUAUAAAAAUGAGUGUUCAAUCGAAAAAUAUGUUAGUCCUGUUGUCUUAUGUAUGAAUUGUUGCAGGUUUGGUCAUUGGAAAAACCAAUGUAAAAGCAAGGGUAGAUGUAGUUUCUGCGCUGGAGAUCAUCCAGUAUUUCAUUGUGAACUGAAAGAACAGUUUUAUAAGAAGAAACCAUGCCCGACAGACCACUUAAAUCAUGAAGGCUCUCAUCAGGCCACUGAUAGAUCGUGUCCGGAAAUGGACAGACAGAAGAAAAUCAAUGAGGCUAUGGCAUGGUACAACUUAUCCUUUUUUGAAGCGGCCAAACUCUUUCCAAGAGGCCCCAAAUCAAGUGAGUUUAAUCGCUCUAAUGAAAAUUUCCCUCCUAUUCAUAACACGGUUGCCCCCGUCUCUCAGCCUUCCCCUAGAUCUGCUUCUAAAACUUAUUCUGUCAUAGCAAAAAAGCGUAAGUCCCCCCAAAUAGAAUCAGGGUAUGAUACGGACGCCCACAGGGAUUGUCUCGUGCCGCCGUUGACUAGGCAGAAGUUGAAUCACACUAGCAAAAGUCAAUCUUCUCCCUCAUAUUUAAAUGAUUUAUCGUCAGAGUCCGAGAUGGACACUGCUUCUCCAGGGGUUUCCUCCUCUGGUGAAUUUUGGUAUCGGUUUGAAAAUUUAAAGAAAAAAGUCUUGUCCAAUAUACCCAGUAAAAGUGCUUACCAUGAAAUUGAGAGUCUUUUUGACUCCCUGCCUCCUCCCGGAGGAUGCAGGUUUUAAUUUAUUAAUGUUCCCAGAUCGACAGUCAAAUCUUUCUGUUAAAAUUAGUAAUCUCUCAAUUAUUCAUUGGAACACUUGCGGUAUUAGAAGUAAUUGUGAUAGUAUUAUUAGACUUAUUCGUGACUUUGGUCCGGAUAUACUCAUGAUUAAUGAAUCUUUUUUACUCCCAUGGGAAGAGACAUUUAUAUUUACCGAUGCCUCUAAGGGACCAGAUGAUAGAGUUGGCUUUGGAGUAUUUAUUCCGUUUCUCAAUGGUAGGGUCGGGCAUGGGUUGAAUAGCGCGUUUUGUAUUUGCUCUGCAGAAAUGGUAGCUAUUAGUUACGCCCUAGAUCUUAUAUUAGAUUAUAAUAUUAAACAGGCAGUAAUUGUCUCCGAUUCCAAAAGUGCCCUGCAGAGCUUCGGAUGCAGUGCGGUUGAAGCUUCCAACAGCUACAUUCUACUAGAUAUUAAAGCAAAGAUUGAUAUUUUAAAGCGCAGACUUGGGGGGAAAAUCCGAAAAAUUGACAUUUAGAACUUCUGAGAUUAGUCUCCUUCGCUGGAGAAGAUCCGAAAAUCCUCGACAUUUGGAACUUUAAAGUUUAGUCUCCUUCGCUGGAGAAGAUCUGACAAUCCUAGAUAUUUGGAACUUCAAAAAUCAGUCUUCUUCGCCAGAGAAGAUACGAAAAUCCUCGACAUUUAGAACUUCAAAAUUCUGUCUCCUUCCUGGAGAAGAUCCGAGAAUCCUCGACGGAAGUCGGCAAUGGGCGAAUGAUCCUGGUAGUCGUGCCCAACAGUUAUCUGUGAAACGCAUCAUUGAAUUGAAUUGAAUG
Messenger RNA from Cylas formicarius (sweet potato weevil), 2543 nucleotides. RefSeq lists its product as uncharacterized. Lineage: Eukaryota; Metazoa; Arthropoda; Insecta; Coleoptera; Brentidae. The coding region runs from base 166 to 1734 and encodes 522 amino acids. The transcript has 2 exons. The record is from RefSeq and is a predicted model, not a curated record.